GACUCCACUGUCGUAGAUAUGCUGGUUUCUGAAAUCUAUUUCGUUUUUUGUGACCAGUGAUAUGCACAAGGUGUUAUUAUACUAGAAUUACCUGCAGUUAAAUUAGUUUUCGUCGGACAGUUUAAGUGAUUGUUUGGUGUGGUUUAGUAAUUGUUUUAUGUGGUUAUGUCCGAAUAAUGAAUAAACGUAAGGUCCAAAUAGCUGAUGAAGUUCCAACGAUUGUGGUGGAUUCAUCUUCAAGGAACGACUUACCUUUUGCGGACGAAGAAUCUACAUUACUUCAAAAUGAGGGAUCCACGGAGGAACCUGAGCAUGAGAAACUGGAUAGAAGAGAUUCUUUGAGAAGAAAUAGUAUUUCACUGCCGAAUUUGGAUGAUCUUGAUGUGUUAAAGCAGAAAGUUGCAGCGUUAUCCGAAAGCCCAGAAGAUGAACUUUCGGAAGAUGAAGAAAUUACUACAUUCAGAACUCCCUUGCGUAAUGCGAGAAGAAAAUCAGUCACUAGUCCAAGGAUGCUUAGACCACCCGGAGAUGAAGAAUCUGGAAGCAAUUCCCCAGCCCACUCUGUUACGUCAAAUAACUCAUUUGCUAGCUUAUUACGGGAAAAAAUUCAAGUCGUACCAGAGGUGUGGAAAAAGAAAUCACCAGACUACAAAACUCGGAUAUUCGUUGGGAUAUUAUUCAUUACAAUAGUCGUAUUAAUAAUAUGUGCUUAUUUCCUCUACCACCAAAAAAUUCUACAUAAAGCUUAUUUUGAAAAAAUCAAAUUAAACAAUGUAAAGAAAGUUAUGAGGAUAUACGACGAUGACGGAGUAGAAGUAAUUAAAGUCCGAUUAGGAACAACACUAAAUUAUGAUAAAAGUCUGCCGUGUCUUCCCGAGCAUGUGAAAAAUGACAGCAGUAAAUGUUUAGAAUGGAUGCACAACGCGCGACUUUACAUUAAUGGAUACAAGUAUCGCAACCUUAAAUGUUAUAACAUCCACUGGAUUUCUUUAUCUAAACGUACGGAUCCUACCGAUUGUUUCAUCAUGAAUGGGGAUCACUGGUAUGGAGGCGGUCAAACUGCUGAAAACGCAUGGCCUUUGGAAAAAGGAAAUCACACAUUCCACCCGUUUAUAACAGGAACAGUUGACAAACACGAAUGGGGCAACGUUUUAAAACGUUAUUUUAUUUCUUCUAAAGGGGCAGUCGUCAUGAUAGACAACGAAUCUCCUUUGUAUGUCUCCGUAACGGAAAAAGAAUUGUGUCUUCGAGCCAAAUACGACGAUUUUGCGUUCGCCAAUAAAUUUACACCUACAGCUGAGUUGAACUACAGCAUAUGUGCGUCUAAUAAUAUGUCACAGCUUCAUUCUAAAUUUGCAGAGAGUUCGCGUUGGGAUGAGUUGAGAAAAGAAGACAAUGAUUUUAUUAAUAAAAUGAUUGCGGAACCACUGUGGGAAGUGACAACUGCAACCAAAGAGGAACUCACUGUUGAUACACUCAAUGCAUUUUCGAUUGCCAUUACGAAUAUUACGGAAAAAAUCAGUAAAUCAGAAGAGGGAAACAUUUUGAAGUUAGGACACAUACUCAUUAACGAAUUCUGGCAAAAACACAUCGGAGAUUUUGAAUUAGAUGAGACGCGGUUUCCUUCUCCCGAAGAGACAGUCGAGAAACUUCAUAGAAGAGGGUUUGGAAUUGUGUUCUCAAUACAACCUUACAUUUCCACCGAAAGCUCUAAUUUUGCUGAAGCAGUAGAAAGGGGCUUAUUGGUAUCGGAGAGAUUUAGUGACAGAAGAAUUCCGGCCUUGACAAGAUACAAAACAUUACAAAGUGCCGGUGUACUGGACGUUACGAAUAAUCGUAGUGUUACAUGGAUAUCAAAGAAGUUAAAGAAUAUUACAGAAAAAUAUAAAAUUAAACUGUUCAACUUGGAUGUAGGUACUGCUUAUAAUAUGCCACAUUAUUAUCAAUGUGAAAAACUACUUCUCAAUCCGGAUCAAUACAAAACACUGUUUGUUAAAAGUCUGCAAAAUGAAAUAAGCAUUUUUGGAGUUAACAGUGCGAUUGAAAGACCUCCGCCACCUACAUUUGUGUUUUUACCUCCAUUUGAGUCCUCUUGGGAAGGACUUCGAAGAGUAAUUCCUACGAUUCUGACCUACGGUAUUCUUGGUUUUCCAUUUAUUAUUCCCGGAGCAGUUGGUGGUGAUUUUAAACCAACACAAAAACUAAAACACUCCAAUGGUACUGAAGAGGAAGUAUUGGACGAGGAAUUGUAUAUUAGAUGGCUGCAACUAUCUACAUUUUUACCCGUGUUAAGGUUUAAUAAGAUUCCUAGUGGUAGUAAGAAGUUUUUGGAUUUGGAUAUACAAUGGGCAGCAUUCAGACACAAAGAGGUUUCUCCGGUCCUAAAGAGGUUCUCAAAUGAUGCCAUUGUUUAUGGAUAUCCAAUAAUAAGACCUCUCUGGAUGUUAGAUUCGAAUGAUCCGGCUUGUCACACUGUCACGGAUGAAUUUUCGAUAGGGGAUAACUUAAUUGUUGCUCCGAUUUUGCAUGCCGGCGCCAGGGAAAGAGAAAUAUACUUACCAGCUGGCGUCUGGAGAGAUGGAAUCGACGAGAGUUUGAAGAGGGGUAGUAGGUGGAUUCACGACUAUAAAGUUGAUGAAGGAAAAAUUGCUUAUUUUGUAAAGAUAACAGAUAAAAUGCAAGGUUUUAGAAUGUAGCAUGUUGUCAUUUUUAGACUUUUUCGUUAUUUAUAUUCUCAUUCAUUCCUUCUAUUGUGAUAAUCUUUAUUAAUAAACCAUUUAGACUGAUUA
Aethina tumida (small hive beetle) is the source of this 2789-nucleotide messenger RNA. Its product is annotated as myogenesis-regulating glycosidase. Gene Ontology annotation, biological process: carbohydrate metabolic process. Gene Ontology annotation, molecular function: hydrolase activity, hydrolyzing O-glycosyl compounds. The transcript has 6 exons. The record is from RefSeq and is a predicted model, not a curated record. Bases 177 to 2696 code for a protein of 839 amino acids. Lineage: Eukaryota; Metazoa; Arthropoda; Insecta; Coleoptera; Nitidulidae.